Sclerotinia sclerotiorum 1980 UF-70 is the source of this 240-nucleotide messenger RNA. RefSeq lists its product with no specific name. The coding region runs from base 1 to 240 and encodes 79 amino acids. The record is from RefSeq and is a predicted model, not a curated record. The transcript is spliced from 3 exons. Lineage: Eukaryota; Fungi; Ascomycota; Leotiomycetes; Helotiales; Sclerotiniaceae.
AUGGCCACUGAGAUCCAUACUCAAAAAUUUCGAGGUGACAUAUGGGACUUAUGCCGCGAACCGAAGAGUUGGAACUACCAAACCGCGAAGCCUCAAUUCUGCUCUUUCACAACGACAGCAAUUUUACUGGCGACAAUGGCUCAUUCCAAGAAACAGGAUAAAAUCAAAACCCCCAGAUUAUCAAAUCCAUGGACCGUGGACACCUUUGAAAGCACUCCUGACCUUGUGGUACCAGGAUAA